Molecule: messenger RNA, 1816 nt
Organism: Budorcas taxicolor (takin)
Lineage: Eukaryota; Metazoa; Chordata; Mammalia; Artiodactyla; Bovidae
Gene: NMNAT1
Product: nicotinamide nucleotide adenylyltransferase 1
Exons: 6
Coding region: 366-1211 (281 amino acids)
Biological process (GO): NAD+ biosynthetic process
Molecular function (GO): nicotinate-nucleotide adenylyltransferase activity; nicotinamide-nucleotide adenylyltransferase activity
Source: RefSeq, a predicted model, not a curated record
GUCUCUGGCCGAGGCAGCACAGGAUUCCUUUUUAAAGCCGCCAGCGUAGACGAGUCCAAGAUGUUAGGCUCUUUGAGGGUCAAAUACAACUGUCCCUGAAGCGAGAUCACAUUCAACUUUGGGACAAGGAGUCUUGCCCCUUCAUUUUUUCAGCUUCUCUCCGUGGAACCAAAACCCUCGGGUUACAGUUUGUAUGUGAAACCACUGUUCCAAGUUCAACUUAGGAAAGACUGUUGACACACAAGUUGGAAUGGUUCCAAUAGCCUACUUUGCAAAACGCUUUGGAUUCACAGAACUUCCGUUGUAAAAGCAAUAAGAGAAUUGUGAGAGUUUUCCAUUUAGAUCAACAACUUCAAAUUCUCAGCAUGGAGAACUCAGAGAAGACAGAAGUAGUUCUUCUUGCUUGUGGGUCCUUUAAUCCUAUCACCAACAUGCACCUCCGGCUGUUUGAGCUGGCCAAGGACUACAUGCAUGGAACAGGGAAAUAUAAAGUUAUCAAAGGCAUAAUUUCUCCAGUCGGCGAUGCAUAUAAGAAGAAAGGACUCAUCUCUGCCUGUCACCGAGUUAUCAUGGCAGAACUUGCCACCAAGAACUCAGAAUGGAUAGAAGUUGAUACAUGGGAAAGUCUUCAGAAAGAGUGGACAGAGACAGCCAAGGUGCUAAGACACCAUCAAGAGAAGCUGGAGGCCAGUAUCUGUGAUCCCCAGCAGAACUCACCUGUGCUGGAAAAGCCUGGACGGAAGAGAAAGUGGGCUGAACAAAAACAAGAUUUUAGUGAAAAGAAAUCCCUAGAGCAAACAAAAACGAAAGGUGUGCCAAAGGUGAAGCUGCUGUGUGGAGCAGAUUUUUUGGAGUCAUUUGGUGUGCCCAAUCUAUGGAAGAGUGAGGAUAUCACCAAAAUCCUGGGAGACCACGGGCUCAUAUGUAUUACUCGGGCUGGGAAUGAUGCCCAGAAGUUCAUCUACGAAUCCGACGUGCUGUGGAAACACCAGAACAACAUUCACUUGGUGAACGAAUGGAUCACCAAUGACAUCUCCUCCACGAAGAUCCGGCGAGCCCUCAGGAGGGGCCAGAGCAUUCGCUACUUGGUCCCCGAUCUUGUACAAGAAUAUAUUGAAAAGCAUAAUCUGUAUAGUUCUGAGAGUGAGGAGAGGAAUGUUGGAGUGGUCCUGGCUCCUUUGCAGAGAAACACUACAGAAGUUAAGGCAUAAGAAAUUCUACAGCAUGGUAUUUUAGACUUCUUUUUUGGGAGUUUGAAACCAUGUGGGUGUUAGUAACUAGGGGAAGAAAUUGUUAUCCUCUUUAAUAAAGUUUAACAGUUUGGUAAAAUCAGCAGUAAAUUAAAGUUAGGUUUAUCUUUUUACUAGAAGUUGCUAAGAUGAAUGUUUUCAAUAUGUUGUUUUUAGUUUGGCUAUGCCAUGCCGCAUGCGGAAUCUUAGUUCCCCAAACAGGGAUCGAACCAGUGCAGUGGGAGCACAGAGUCUUAACCAGUGGACUACCAGGGAAGUCCACAAAUUCCUUUAUCUUUAAAACAAGAGAUUAGCAGGACUAAAACCAGAGGAACAUUCCAUCAAACUAAGUACAAAAACAAUUCAAAAAGAGCACCCUAACUUUACCACAUAAAGAGAAGUGAAGUGUGAAAAGUGAAGUCUAGGAAUUUCCUGGUGGUAUAGUGGUUAGGACUGCACUCUCACUGCCGAGGGCCUGGCCUUAAUCCCUGAUCAGGAACUAACAUCCCACAUGCUGUGCAGCGAAAAAAAAAAAAGAAGAAGAAGAAAAUUAAGAGUCCACUUAAGAACCUGACUUAAGUUAUGAA